CAUUGGUUGUGUGUCUUACUCUUACAUCUUCUUCUACAUCUUAAAUCAUUCUAUCUUCUUCACUAAGCCAAUUAAUUGCUAUCUCCUAAUAUAAUUCUCUUCAACUAUUCAUAGUUUCUUUGAUUUGUUUGUAUUUUUCUUCUUUUUUCUAUUUUGGUAUUACUUUUUUCUAAUAUACUUGCAACAAAAUAUGAAGGAUAGAUCAAUGGAGAAGUUUGUGGUGUUUCCAUUUUCUAUAGGUUGUGGUUCUGAGUCAAGUGUUGCAGUGGCAAAAGCAAGCAGCAGCCAACCUGCAGCUGAGAACAUGAAAAGUUCAGUUUUAAGUCAAGUUCCAACAAAAAGACAAGUUGGAGAAGAGAGUUCAUCAAAAGUGAAAAUAAAUGGCUUUUGGGGAUAUUAUUUGGCCAGACGACAAUUUUCUCAAGGCGUGCAGACGUUGAAAAGGAGUUUCAAAGGUUUCUCUCAGUUAUUUGUGUAUAAAGAAGAGAUUGAAGAAGUGGAAAUGGAGAUGGAAAUAGGGAACCCAACAGAUGUGAAACAUGUAACACACAUAGGAUAUGAUGGAUCCACAAAAAUAAUUAAUCCUAUCAAUGGCUGGGAUAAUUCAAAAUCACCUGAUUUACUUUCUUUUCCUAAUUCAAUCUCCAUUAAACAAUUUGACCUUGCUAUGGCUUCUCAAGCUGGUGGAUCCUCUAGGUUUUAGUAGCGAUAUAGUUGCUGUACCUUUUUCUUCCAUUUUUUUUUAAUUAAGGUUGCUGCCAUAUGAUCAAGAGGUCACGAGUUCGUGCCGUGUAAACAUGCAGAAAUGUAAGGUAAGGCUACAUAGAUCUUUGCGUGGUCCGGUCCUUCUCGAAGCCCGCGCAUAACGAGAGCUUAGUGUACUGGACUGCCGUUCUUUUUAUUAGUUUUUUUUAAAGCAAUUAUUAGGUUUUCUUUCUUUCUUAAUCGUGAAGAUUUUUUUUGUGCCAUAAUGGAUUUGGAAAUGGCCUCAGUUGAGGUGUUCAGUUGAUCAUUGAGGACAAUUUAAAUGAGUUUUUUAUG
Nicotiana tabacum (common tobacco) is the source of this 1041-nucleotide messenger RNA. Lineage: Eukaryota; Viridiplantae; Streptophyta; Magnoliopsida; Solanales; Solanaceae. The record is from RefSeq and is a predicted model, not a curated record.